AUGUUGGACUUGGAUGCAGCAAAGAAACAGAUAACAGACCGACCAUGUGAAGAGAUACCAGGAUAUGGACAUUACAAAAAAGAGACCUCUGUUGGCCGCUCCAGGAUGUCCCGUCAGUCCACAAUGGACUGGAGUGGUAACGAGGGCGUUCAGACCAGGAAACUGAACGGUUCCUCAGUGGAGACACCGAGGCACCAGAACCUGCACCAGGAGCUGCUGCUCACCCAUAAACGGGGUCUGCUGCUUGAGGAGAAACCGGAGCUGAAACGAGUGCUGGAGCAGCGCAGACUGGAGCUGCACAAAGAAGAGGAGUUGGCACAGCGGCGGCCCUCCGAUCUGGAGACAGAGCUUCGCAAGAGGCAACAGAAGCUGAAAGAGUAUGAGCAGGAGGAGAUCAGACAGCGGGAGAAGCAGCAGAAGAUCCCAGAGUUUGUCCGUGUGAAGGACAACCUGAGGCGGACACAAACAUCUGAGCAGUGAGGCUCCCAUCAGCCCCCACUGCAUCUCGCCUUUGAGACCCCAUCUUCAUGUUCACUGUCUGACAAAAACAUCACAGAGAA
Cyclopterus lumpus (lumpfish) is the source of this 560-nucleotide messenger RNA. RefSeq lists its product as uncharacterized. The record is from RefSeq and is a predicted model, not a curated record. The coding region runs from base 1 to 480 and encodes 159 amino acids. Lineage: Eukaryota; Metazoa; Chordata; Actinopteri; Perciformes; Cyclopteridae. The transcript is spliced from 5 exons.